Lactuca saligna is the source of this 909-nucleotide messenger RNA. Lineage: Eukaryota; Viridiplantae; Streptophyta; Magnoliopsida; Asterales; Asteraceae. The record is from the annotation of a GenBank genome assembly.
AUCAAUUUAGUGUUUAGGAGUUGGAAUUUAAUUUAUGUAAUAGGAAUUGAAUCUCAUUUACUUACAAUUUCUAAACUGAUUUGAUUCCCUUUACUAUCUCAAUAUGAGAAUCCAGCAAUACGGUCACAACUGUGAUCUGUUACUGUAGAGUUGCUAACUAAAACCUGUGUCCAAACUCUAGAAGGUCACACACACAAUGUUUCUGCUGUAUGUUUCCAUCCCGAGCUUCCAAUAAUAAUGACAGGUUCAGAAGAUGGUACUGUCCGUAUAUGGCAUUCAACCACUUACAGACUUGAGAACACCUUGAACUAUGGACUUGAAAGGGUUUGGGCUGUUGGAUACAUGAAAGGUUCACGUCGGAUUGUUAUUGGCUAUGAUGAAGGAACCAUAAUGGUGAAAAUUGGACAUGAAGAGCCUGUAGCCAGCAUGGACAAUAGUGGAAAAAUUAUAUGGUCUAAACAUAAAGAAAUUCAAACUAUUAACAUCAAGAGUGUGGGAGCUGAUCAUGAGGUUUCUGAUGGAGAGAGGCUGCCUUUAGAAGUUAAAGAACUGGGAACAUGUGAUCUUUAUCCACAAGUUUCGUUUUUUAGUGAUGAUGAAGAGACUACCAGCACACCAAAAGCAGAUGCUCUUUUUAUUCCAAGGGAGAAUCCAAGAGCUCUGGUUAUUCGCCCUCUUAAACAAUGGCCUGGCAAAUCAUCUGCUGAAAAAUUAAAAAACGCAUCUUCUCCAGCACAAACAAACGGUGAUUACACUGGGUUUGCUUCUUCCGCAUUGUUACAGGCAGUCGCUAAUCAACCCGUAUCAGUUGCCAUUGAUGCCAGUGGCAUGGGUUUCCAGUUCUAUUCAGGUGGCGUGUUUCUGGGGAUUUUGGAACUGAUCUUGACCAUGGUGUUACAAGCUUGUUGA